Messenger RNA from Prunus mume (Japanese apricot), 1326 nucleotides. The record is from RefSeq and is a predicted model, not a curated record. NCBI's taxonomy places the organism in Eukaryota, Viridiplantae, Streptophyta, Magnoliopsida, Rosales, Rosaceae.
AUGAAGCAGCCUCAAGGCUUUGUUGAUCCUACAUAUCCUGAUUUUAUCUGUAAACUUCAGAAGUCCCUAUAUGGCUUAAAACAAGCUCCUCGUGCAUGGAAUGCCAAAUUUACAGGAUAUUUACCUACUCUGGGGUUCACAGUGUCUCCUUCUGAUCCAAGCCUUUUUAUCAAGAAAACUUCUUCUGAUAUUCUUAUUCUUUUAUUGUACGUUGAUGACAUCAUCCUCACAGGAUCUAAUCCUGCCCUUGUCAACUCUGUUAUUCGUGAUCUUGGGGAAGUAUUCGAACUCAAGGAUAUGGGUCAGCUGAAAUAUUUUCUUGGUCUUGAGAUUCACUAUCAGGCUAAUGGCAAUAUGUUUGUCAAUCAAGCUAAGUAUGCUAAGGAUUUAAUCAAGAAGGCUGCCAUGGAUACGUGUAAACCUUGUAGUACACCCUCCAAACCUCAUCAGCAAGCUUUGACAACUGAUGGUCUUGCUCUUAGUGAUCCUACAUUGUAUCGCAAAUUCUUCGGUAUCUGCAAGGUACUCUGCAGCAUGGGAUCGUUUUAUCUCCUGGCACUAUGCUUCUCUCCGGCUAUUGUGAUGCCGACAAAACCUCAUCAGCAAGCUUUAACAACUGAUGGUCUUGCUCUUAGUGAUCCUACAUUGUAUCGCAGUAUUGUCGGGGCCCUACAAUAUUUAACCUUCACUCGUCUAGACAUAGCCUUUGCAGUUAAUACCGUCUGUCAGUUCAUGCAUAAUCCCACUGAUGUUCAUUUUGGUUUUGUCAAAAGAAUUCUUCGGUAUCUGCAAGGUACUCUGCAGCAUGGGAUCGUUUUAUCUCCUGGCACUAUGCUUCUCUCCGGCUAUUGUGAUGCCGACUGGGCUGGUGACCCAAACACUUGUCGAUCCACCACUGGUUAUGCAGUUUUUCUUGGCCAUAAUCCAAUCUCUUGGGCUUCUAAAAAGCAAGCUUCAGUUUCCCGAAGCUCCACAGAGGCUGAAUAUCGAGCUCUUGCUCAUUGUGCUGCAGAGGUUUCAUGGAUUAGACAGCUGUUAUGCGAUUUACAUAUGGUUAUUCCUGAAGCUCCAAUUUUACACAGUGAUAACUUGUCUGCUUUAGCACUAAGUGCUAAUCCGGUACUUCAUUCUCGUAUCAAGCAUAUGGAUAUCGAUUUCCACUUCAUUCGGGAGAAAGUUCAAAACAAAGAUCUCAUUGUUCAAUAUGUUUCUACUGAUGAGCAAGUGGCUGAUAUUCUUACCAAGGGUCUUCAUAGUCCCCUGUUUGUCAAACACUGUGGCAAUCUCAGUCUUAGCUCACCCCCAGCUGAGAUUGAGGGGGGAUGA